UCCCAGCUCCCAUUGUCUAGGGCAUUUGUUGUACAAACUGGUCAGUGGACGCUACGUCCCCUUAUAACGAGAAGAAGAGCAGAAGCUGAAACGAGACAGAGUAGUAGCAUGAAUAUUCCUGCAAGAAUUGCAGAAAAACUUCCGCUUCUUUCUGCUCGUCCCUCUCUCCAAGGUGCUCUUUAAAUACAAUUUUUACUAUGAUAAUUUAGGUUUUCCGAACAUUGGGUUUGUGCCAUUUUUGAACCAGAAAAGGAAAUUUGGAGUUGGGUUUCCAAAGAAAAUGGUUUGGAGUUUGGAUAAUUGCGAUGUCGACGUUGAGAACAAGUUAGGGGUGGUUCGGCCUGCCACCGAACUGUAUUCUGAGGAGGCAGUUGAAGCCCUCAAAACUGGAAAAGUUAUUGCAGUGCCCACGGAUACACUCUAUGGAUUUGCCUGUGACGCCUGCUCUUUGGAAGCAAUUAAUAGGAUUUACGAGAUCAAAGGACGUAAACAUACAAGCCCUCUAGCAAUUUGUGUUGGGGAUGCAUCAGACAUAAAGCAAUUUGCAGUCACUGACCACCUGCCUCAUGGCUUACUUGAUUCUCUACUCCCAGGACCUGUUACUGUUGUAUUAAGGAGAGGGGAGUCGAGUGCACUUGAGAAGUCCUUGAAUCCUGGUUUGGACAGUGUGGGAGUCCGUGUGCCUGAUUGUAACUUCAUCAGGGUAAUCGCACAUGGUUUGGGAAGAGCAGUGGCUCUCACAAGUGCAAACCUUAGUGGACAGCCAAGUAGCGUCUGCAUCAAGGAUUUUGAGGCACUGUGGGAACAUUGUGCAUAUGUCUACGAUGGCGGUGUGCUUCCAUCUGGUCGUGCUGGAUCAACAGUUGUGGAUCUUAGCAGGCUAGGAAAGUACAAGAUUCUUAGACCUGGAAGUGCAAAGGAAGAGACUGUGACAAUCCUUGAAAAGCAUUCUCUAGUUGAGGAAGUGACCACUAAUUGAAGAAAUGUUGGAGUGAAAGUUCUAUAAUAUUUUACUGAUUUGCUGCACGAGUGAUUGCUUGUGCAUGGCGAAAACUCUCAACUGUGCAUCAAUUAUAAUUUAUUUGACUUGGAUAUAAGCUUAAGUUCUCGUGAUGUGCCAGAGAUUUUGAUAUUGUUAGUAGAUAAUUCUUGUAGAAGACACUUGACAAAAAUGAAAUUGUUAUAACAUAUAUAUUAUAAUUAAUUAAUUAAUUAUAUAAACGAGUUUGGGAACAA
Messenger RNA from Hevea brasiliensis (rubber tree), 1236 nucleotides. RefSeq lists its product as uncharacterized. The record is from RefSeq and is a predicted model, not a curated record. Gene Ontology annotation, molecular function: nucleotidyltransferase activity; double-stranded RNA binding; tRNA binding. Gene Ontology annotation, biological process: regulation of translational fidelity. Gene Ontology annotation, cellular component: cytoplasm. The transcript is spliced from 5 exons. NCBI's taxonomy places the organism in Eukaryota, Viridiplantae, Streptophyta, Magnoliopsida, Malpighiales, Euphorbiaceae. Bases 281 to 979 code for a protein of 232 amino acids.